Grus americana (Whooping crane) is the source of this 8372-nucleotide messenger RNA. RefSeq names its product tetratricopeptide repeat domain 6 (gene TTC6). The record is from RefSeq and is a predicted model, not a curated record. Bases 514 to 5997 code for a protein of 1827 amino acids. The transcript is spliced from 32 exons. Gene Ontology annotation, molecular function: protein binding. Lineage: Eukaryota; Metazoa; Chordata; Aves; Gruiformes; Gruidae.
GCAGCGGCUCUUCCCGGGGCUGCGGGUCCGGCUCGUCGUCGUUCCCGAGGCUGCCAGAGCCGUGCGGGGGGAGACUAGCAGCCCUCCUGCGCAGGGCCGGUAGCGGGGCGCUGCCCUGUGCCGUGCCUCUCCUGCCGGCGGCCCGGCUGGAGGCUGUCAGGCUGUGAGGUUGCAUACAGUAGGAGAAAAUUGCUUAGAAAACAUAAGUGCUUUGGACUGAGUUAUGUGGAAGAGCUGAAUAUGAUUAAAGAACAUGAGACUAUAUGCAGGGAAUCUCAGUGGGAUAGUCUGAAGAUCAAACAAGCAAUAGUUACUGCUCCUAGAAACGUGAGCAUUUAGCCCUUAUUGGAAGAUUUAACACCAGAUCAAUCGUAUCAGUUAAGACCAUUAUCCUCUCCAGAGGUCAAAGAGUCCACAUAAGCUGGUCAUGAAUAUAAAUAAAAAUAUUCCUAAUUAAUUCAUUGGGCGUUCUGAAGUUCACAGAAAAUAAGGAUAUCUUCUGAAGUAAGAGACAUGAGAAAACAAACCCCUGAUAUCAGGGUGAUGACUCAAAGAAAUAAAUCUGUGGAAGAAGACAGUGCUGACAAAAAUCAGAGAAGUCUCUCUGAAAAAGUUAACAGAGAAAAUGCCACUUGUAGUCAUGAAAGUACAGUUGUAAAACUGCCAGUAAUAGCAUCGUUUGCAGGUACCACUAAAAAAAUUUUAAUGGUCAAGCACCCAUUACCACCUCAGAAGCCAAGUUACUGCAGGUCUAAUUUUCAUGUUAAUAGCUCCCCUGUCUCAUUAGAAAAGAGAAAAGCUGUUAGUAAAGUAAAGGAUAGAGUGCACAUGCUACAGAUGGGUUCCCAGAAUUUAAAGAGAGAUAAAACUGAAGAAAUAGAUACUCUGAUUAAAGUUAGUGAUGAAUUUAGCCCUACAGAUUCUGAUACAAGUAAAAACAUUUCAAGAAAGGGAAAGAUAACCAGGGAAAGCUGUAAGAAGAGAAGCAGAGUGAUUUCAAAAGCCAAGCAACAAGAUUUAGAUGUUGAAUCGGGAAAAGUGCUGAGAAAAGGAAGCAAGCAGCCAAGUGUGAGGUCUGCUCGAGAACAGUUGGAAGAGGCAAGAGAUGUGACUAGACCAGACGCUUCAAAAAUAUACGAGAAGAACUUCCAGCAGAGCAAACCUGAAGAGCCUACUUCCACACCAGCAUUGCCUGUGAAAGUGGUUGCAAGGUCUAUUGAUGAAAUAAUUGCUUCCCUGCAGUCUACUUCUCCAUCUCCCUCAGACCAGACGAUCAAAGAACUCCUGGAGAGUGUUCUUGGCCAGAACUACAACAUAAAAAUGGAAGCACCAAGGGAACAUGAGGAAAUAAAAACUGAAUCUCAAGUCCUGCCAAGUUUUCACCAAGCAAGCCUGAAGACACCAGUAGUUCAGAAAGAAUCUCAAGCAGCAGAAAAUGAAUCUCAGCCUAAAUAUGAGCUGUUAACAUAUAAUAAGCAGGCUCCAUCCUUGGAUGUGCUACAGGUGGAAGGAAAAGCAAUAUCAAAAAUUAAACCAGCUGAAGUUCAGAAAGAGCUACAAGAGGAACACGACUUGCAACAGUCUUUGCCUCCUCAGGCUUCAAAUAUCAAAAGUCAACAUUAUCCAGGCAUUCAUCGAUUAUGUACAGCUUUUCCUAGUUUUAUACUGCCUCCUUAUUUACAACUGGUUUCUAGAGUUUAUCAUACUUUAGACAGAAGAGGUCACAAUAUCUUAUUUACAGCAGAGGACACAGACAGUAAGGAGGAAGAACCAACGUGUUCCAACUAUAUUUAUUUGAAAGAGCAAGCUGAAAGGAAAAGAAUUUGUUAUGAAGGAGUUCCUAUUUCAGAGCAAUUCCAGAAUAAUCAGAGAGAUGGGAUUCACUUUCUUCACCCUCAUACAUCAAAAAGUCCACAUGAAUGCCAAAAAGUAGCUGAAUAUUGUCUUAAAAAGCCACAACUGCAACUGUUGGGAGAGAAAGUUUCCAUUUAUCCAGAAGCUUUAAAAGUGUUUUGGGCUCCAGCUCCACCAAAAUUCUCUGCUCCAAUUUCUUCAUUAAAGGAAAUUUUAUUUCCUACAUAUGAGAGCAAUGUUAUUGAGGAUGUUGUAUUUGAAGACUUUUUCACUGAUCAUGAAGAAGACUUAGAAGCUGAGCAAGAUGAUCAUGAUUUCUGUGAUUAUGGAAUGACAAAACGUUUACUCAGAAGAUGCCAAUCCUUGCCUGAUUUUUCUGACAGUGAGAGCUCAGAGACAAGUUUGAUUAAAAGAUCAGUCUCAGCUCUCGAGAUGACAGCUUUCAAAGAUGAAACUACGUUAAAUAUGUCAGCUAAUUUCAAAACCAGCAUGAAAGAGUUGAAGGUUAUGAAGCAACAGAUAGCUGAGACAGAGGUUGAGACAGAGAUUGGGAAAAGCUCCCCUACCAAGCAUCUGUUGAAUCAACUCUGUGAUGAUCCUCAGUCAAUGCAGACAGAUAUACCAGUAGAAAAAAUGCCUAAUUUGACUGGACAAGAGGAUAGUGAGAAUGACGUUGUGGAGCGACCUCAAAAAGCUGGGAUUAAAUGCACUGUUUUCCCAAGAAGAAGGAAAACAAAGAAAUCAAAGAAAAUAAUACGUCCUAGAAUAUUAGAAGCUGUGAUUAAGAAAUUAAGUCAACCUCCAAAGAUUCUUAAAAGGUCUGUGUCUCUGGGAAGGCUUCAUAUUCAUGAUAAAUUCAGUAUCAAGGUGUCUGCAGCAAUCAAACAAUAUCGGAGCCACAGCAUCCCUUGUUUGUUAGAUUUUGAAAAGUUUGCAAAAAAAAGGGGUGGAAUUCCAAAAGAAACUUCUGCUCGUAUGUGGGUCAGUGGAAUAUGGAUCUGCUGGUUUGAGGAAACGUUCCCUCCUAGUGGGACUGCUUCUGAGGAGAGCGAUACUGAAUUACUGAAAGGAACUGAGACAGUGGACUGUAAAGAAGCAAAUCUACAAAUAGAACUAGUUGACUCAAUACAACCUGUUCUUCUUGAAGGUGCAACAGUUAGUAUUGAAGAUUUAGAAGAAGAAGUAAGAAGGCUGACUGAGCUAAUAGAAAAGGAAGAGCAUUCUUCAGCUUUUCACUACUGCAGGCGUGGAGCCAUACAAAGAAAGUUAGGCAAGUUAAAGUCAGCUAUGGAUGACUUGGAAAAAGCUAUUAGCUUAGAACCACUGCUGCUUAAUGCUUACUGGCAUAGACAUUUGAUUUACCUCUUUCAAGACAGAAUUUCUGCUGCUUUGGAUGACCUAAAUUUUAUAACUAAAUGGAACAAAAAUAAAGCAGAUACGUACCUGUCAAGGGCUGAAAUUUACAGAAAACAGGGUGAUAAUACAUUGGCAAUCCUCAAUUAUAGCUCUGCAAUACAAUGCAGUCCUACAGAUGAUGACAUUUAUUUUAGGAGAGCUGAGUUGUAUUUUGAAGAAAAUCAAUUGUUAUUGGCCAUGGAUGAUUAUGCCAAAUGUUUUCAGUAUAACCCGAAAAGAACAGAUGCACUUAUGAAACAUGGAAUACAUUUCUUUGACCAUUCAGUUUUGACUAUAGCUAUUCAGGAUUUUACAGCUGUGAUCAAGGAAGACCCCAGCAAUGCUCAGGCGAGGCUCUAUCGAGGAAGAGUGUAUGCGAAGCAGCAGCAGUAUAGAAAUGCAAUACAAGACUUUGCAGUGGCGGUUCAUCUAGACCCUUCUUGUUGGUUAGCAUUCUAUUAUAGAGGUUGCAUACUGCGACAGAUUGAUCCAAAAAGAGCUGUGCAGGACUUCAGUGUUUCUGUACUCAUCAAUGACACUCAGGAAAAUUUCUGUUCUUUUCUUCAUCGUGGGAUUGUUUACUCAGAACAGUGUCAAUGGUCACUUGCAAUCUGUGACUUUGAAAGUGUCCUAGCUUUGGACAGCUCUGUCAUCUUUGCUUACCUAAAUAUUGGUUUGAUACUGCUGUUGCACCUCAAUCAAUACUAUGAAGCUAUUCAACAGUUUACUAAUGCCAUUGAAACUGAUCCUCUCAGUGUUCAAGCCUAUGUAUGCAGAGCGCAAGCAUAUCAGAAGAUUAAUAAUUUACCAAAUGCUCUGAAGGAUAUAGGCAGAGCCAUUCAUCUUUACCCAAAUAAAUCACAACUUUGCGUAUUAAGGGGACAGUAUUUAAUGGAGUUGAAGAAAUAUGAACUAGCAAGUUUGUGUAUUUACCAACUUGCAGAAAUGGAUGAAGAAUCCUUUACAUCUCAGCCUGUUCAGCAAGGGCUCAUUCAGUCAUUUUGUCAAAAUCACAGUAAAGCCAUAGAGUGCUUACAAGAAGCUACUGCAACUCAGCCUGAACCUGCAAUGUUUGUUAUUUUAGGAAAAAUACAAAUGAAAGCCAAGAAAACUAAGGAUGCUGUGAGAAGUUUUAAAAACGCUAUGAAGCUCCUGAUGACCUCAGCAAAAAUCCUGCCUAAUACAUUUGAAGCUGCAGAAAUGUAUUAUCUCACAGGCUUGUGUUACAUGGAGCAAAAAAGUUUAUUACAGGCCCGUGAUGCUUUUAGUAUGGCUAUUAGACUACAUUCAAGUUACCCUGAUGCUUUUUAUCAGCGAGGGCUGUGUAGAAUGCAGCUCAGAGAAGCUAAGUGCAUCCGAGAUUUCAAUCAAGUGCUUGUCCUUUGUCCAUCACAUUUCCAGGCAUAUAUGAGUCGUGCUGCUUACUAUGGAAGUAAAGGUAGAUACUCUAAGGCAAUUCUGAAUUGCAAUGAGGCAAUCAAAAUUCUUCCUGACAGUGUGCAAGCUUAUUUUUACCGAGGAACUUUAAAGUAUCAAAAUAAGACAUUUAAAGCUGCAAUUGAAGACCUUUCCAAAACUAUCGACCUCAACAAAACCUGCAUUUUGGCAUAUUAUAACAGAGCCAUCUGUUAUUAUCAAAUAAAGGACUUCAGAAAGGCUUUGAAAGAUUAUGGAAUUCUUCUUCUUCUUGAAUUGAAUAAGGAAAUUGCUUUUAAAGUGUUAAUUAAUCGUGGACUGCUCUACAUGGAACUUGGUGAUUAUGCUAGUGCAUGUGAGGACUUUAAAGAAGCAAAUAUACUUAGUCCAGAUGAUAGCCAGAUCUUUCACACUAUGGGUAUCUGCUAUCAUAGACUUCAUGAGUUUAAAGAAGCUGUGAGAUCAUUUGACCAGGUUCUCAAACUAGAUCCUGUUUCUGUGGAUGCCUAUGUUGGACGAGGAAAUUCGUACAUGGAAAAUGGACAUGAGGCUGGUUGUAAACAAGCGCAGAAAGAUUUCUUGAGAGCAAUUCACCUGAAUCCAAAGUGUAUAAAAGCCAGAAUUUGCUUAGGAUACAACUUGCAGGCCCUUGGAAAGCUUCAGAGAGCAUGGAGACAAUUUACAGUUGCCAUUUGCAUUGAUCCAAAAUGCUAUGUUGCAUAUGAUGGACGAGCUUCAGUCUGUCUUCAAAUGGGUGAAACUUUUGCUGCAUUUCAAGAUACUAAUGCUGCCCUAAAGCUCACUACCACUGCUCCACUGCUAACAAAUCGGGGUGUCAUCAACCAGUUAAUGGGAUAUCUACCCUGUGCCAUGAAGGACUAUCAACAAGCAAUUUCUGUCGACCCAAACUAUGCAUUAGCCUAUUUCAAUGCAGCAAAUAUCUACUUCCAUAAUCGACAGUUUUCACAGGCCUAUCAUUAUUAUUCCAAGGUAUUACAACUUGACCCAAGAAAUGAAUCUGCUGUUAUGAAUCGUGCUAUUACAAAUACAUUACUAAACAAUAUUGAAGAAGCAAAAAAAGACUUUGAGAAGGCAAUUUGUCUGUGCCCGUUCUCUGCAGCAGUGUAUUUUAACAGGGCAAAUUUCUAUAAUGGAUUGAAGCAAUAUGAACUAGCUGAGAAAGACAUUUCAAUAGCAUUGUCAAUCCAGCCUAAUGAUGCCUUGAUGUAUAAAUUUAGAGCUGAUAUUCGUGGUAAAUUGGGUUUCAAUAAAGAGGCUGUAGAAGACUACAAACAAGCAAUCAGCAUUCAAGAACAGAUUGAUGACAUGUGAAAAGAUACCAGUUCUCAUACCACUUGGGUUUUAUUUACAGAUUUCUCAGACCUUUGAUUAAAAAAGUCCAAGAUGCAAGAAAAAUUUAUAACUUAUCUUCAUUUUUAUAUAUUCUAUUUACAUUUUAUUCUCCUAAAUAAUAUAAUUACCUUGAUUGUGCAAAACUAGACAGAGUUAUUUAAGAAUAGAAUGCCACAUUUAAUUUUUGUGAGUUAUAAAUUGUUCUUUAUUUGUUAGUGUCUAGACAUAAUUGAUUGUGUUGUGUGCAAAAUGAAGGACAGAAAAGAGGAAUUUAUAGGCAAAAGACCUCAACUGUAUUGGUUAUAGAAGGAUAAAAGAGACUACACUUCCCCUUGCUCCCAAAUAGAAAUCCUUGCAGUGAUGCUAAUUAUAUGUCACCUGGACCAUCUGGGAAACAAAAAUUCUAAGGUGGCUGAAAUGCUUGUGAUUGCUAACUAGGUCUCUACCAAAUGCUUGUGAUUGCUAACUAGGUCUCACUUUCUUCCUGAUCUUCCUUCCAUACCUCUUCAUAAGAUUUCCUGUUCCCUGUCACUCACAUGGUAGGGGAAAGCCAUUGUGCAAGGUUCAUCUGUUCCAGUGUGUGAGAACUACUCCAAGAACUGAAAUUUGAGGAGGGCGUGAUUCACUUUGUCAGUAAAAAGUUAAGUUUAUGUGCUUCCACUUAAAUGUAUUACACUGUGCCAGCUUGAAGAGACAGGUAAAAAUGCAUAAAUAGAUUGUAGGUUUGUGUUCUAAGCUCUAAGAAUGGGUUUAAGAACAGGCUGUGACCUAAACAUGGAGACUGAAAUGUGCAUCUGUGUGACCAACAUUUAAAAAUUGUCAGGCCCUGCCCAUGUACUAAAUUAAUCCUCCAGGUACUAUGGUGUCCACCAGAUAGUAUGGUGAAGAUAGCUGUCCUGGUUUUGGCAGGGUAGAGUUGAUUUUCUUUCUGGUAGCUGGUAUAGUGCUGUGUUUUGGAUUUAGGAUGAGAAUAAUGUUGAUAACACACUGAUGUUUUAGUUGUUGUCAAGCAGUCAAGGACUUUUCAGCUUCUUAUACUGCCCUGCUAAUGAGAAGGUGGGGGUGCCCAAGAAGCUGAGAAGGGACACAGCCGGGACUGCUGACCCAAACUGGCCAAAGGGAUAUUCCAUACCAUAUGAUGUCAUACUCCGUAUAUAAUUGGGUGGACUGGGAGGCAGUUCAGCUUGAGAACUAGCAGAGCAUCAGCUUUGGUUGGUGAGCAGUUGUGCUGUGCAUCACUUGUUUUUAUACAUUCUUUUGUCAUUAUUAUCAUUAUUAUUAUUGUCUUCCUUUUCUGUCCUAUUAAACUGUCUUUGUAUCAACCCACAAGUUUUACCUUUCUUUUUUCCUUUUCAAUUCUCUCCCCCAUCCCACUGCGGGGAGUGAGCGAAUGGCUGUGUGGUGGUUUUACCUGCCGGCUGGGUUAGACCACAACAAUAGCAAAAGGAUGAAGCAAAACAGAUGUUUUUGUCUCAGAAAAGAGAAGAAGGAGGAACGUUAAGGUCAUAUUCAGCAUGCAAGCAGUCCUGUGGUUUCAGACAGUGGAAAGAUUUCUAAAGGCAUAAAUGGCACUUCAGUGCCUAAUCCCAGUGAUAUAGGAAUUGUAUGUGUAAUUGCAAUUUAGGCUUACAUGUAAAAAGCUAUAAAUUUGCCUCUUGGAAAAAAUGCAAAAGGAAAAGGUGAGAGGGACCUUCACAAAACAAUAGACCUAACACACACCGAUAUGAGCCUGUAAUUACUUAAUGUUCUGAAUGUGGAAUAAUCCCUAGAUAGUAGAGAAUAAUCCAGAAUAAAAUAAAAAUUAAAUAAUCUAAUUUAUAUAAAAUUAGUAUUAAAGAGCUACAUUGGUCCAUUUAACUUUAUAACUGACUUUUCUUGGUACUCCUAGAAUUAAGUGAUUUUUUUUUUAUUGUUUAUGUGCAAUUGAGAUGAAAGCAAAAGUCAUUGCUUUGUCUCAAAUAAUUUUAUUUUCUCUGAGUACUUAACACACUGCUAUACACUUUUUCUGUAAAAAUAUCUGUUCUUGCAUACCUAUGCAAUGUAUGUUUAGCCAAUGUGAUAGUGACUGGAAUUCUAGCUUUGUUCUGGUAUCUAAAUUUUUGCAUUUGUAAUAUCACAUUACAUUGUAAAAAUUCCUCUGCUUGUCACCUUGUAAGAUUUGGGUUGAAAGAAAAAAGUACUGCGGAAAGGAAAUUCAGACUAAGAAUAACUCAAAGCAUUUGACUCCAUCCCUACUCUCUCUGACUAUUGUCUUGUCUUGUUUUUAAUAUCUAAUGUGAUGAGACUUUGCGCUUGCAAGAUCUAUGGUGAUAAGGUUGACUGGAAUACAUGCAUCAUAGUUAACAUGUAUAAAA